This is a messenger RNA of Arvicola amphibius (Eurasian water vole), 3236 nucleotides long. It is a transcript of the gene Adamts4, whose product is annotated as ADAM metallopeptidase with thrombospondin type 1 motif 4. The record is from RefSeq and is a predicted model, not a curated record. The transcript has 9 exons. Gene Ontology annotation, molecular function: metalloendopeptidase activity. NCBI's taxonomy places the organism in Eukaryota, Metazoa, Chordata, Mammalia, Rodentia, Cricetidae. Gene Ontology annotation, cellular component: extracellular matrix. Gene Ontology annotation, biological process: extracellular matrix organization; proteolysis. Bases 222 to 2786 code for a protein of 854 amino acids.
GACACAGACAGGGAGAGACAAAGACCCAGGAGAGAAGGGCACAGGAGGAAGUUUUGGAGGAGAGAGGUCCUUAGGCGCUUUUCCUGAGCCCAGGGAUUAUUUUCUUCAUCUUCUUUGAAUGUCCCUAGCCCCUCUAAAAACUUCGCCUUAGAUUUUGGCGCAAAUCCGAGCCCCUCCGGCUUUAACGAGGAGUUUUCCAUAGUUAGGGUGGGGAGGAUUUGAUGCCUCCAAUGGCCUCAAUCCAUCCCAGCUGCAGCAGGGGUACCAUGUCCCAGAUGGGCUUGCAUCCCGGCAGGGGCUUGACUGGGCACUGGCUGCGAAGAGCCCAACUCUGCUUGCAGCUUCACACAGUGCCUUUCUCUGGUCUGGAGUGGAGGCGGUCGCUGGUGCUGCUGCUGGCCUCCCUCUUGCCCUUAGCCUGGGCAGCCAGCCCCCUCCCUCGGGAGGAGGAAAUCGUGUUUCCAGAGAAGCUCAAUGGCAGCAUCUUGCCCGGCUCAGGUACCCCUGCCAGGCUGCUGUACCGCUUGCCAGCCUUUGGGGAGGUGCUACUACUAGAAUUAGAGCAGGACCCUGGGGUCCAGGUUGAGGGGCUGACAGUGCAGUACCUGGGCCAGGCACCUGAAAUGCUGGGUGGGGCAGAGCCAGGUACCUACCUGACUGGCACCAUCAAUGGAGAUCCGGAAUCGGUGGCAUCUCUGCACUGGGACGGGGGAGCCCUACUAGGGGUGUUGCAGUACCGAGGGGCUGAACUCCACCUCCAGCCUCUGGAGGGAGGCUCCCUUAACUCUGCUGGGGGACCAGGGGCUCACAUCCUACGCCGGAAGAGUCCUGACAGCAGCCAAGGUCCCAUGUGCAACGUCAAGGCUCCUUCUGGGAGCCCCAAUCCCAUUCCCCGAAGAACCAAGCGCUUCGCUUCUCUGAGUAGAUUCGUGGAGACACUGGUGGUGGCAGAUGACAAGAUGGCAGCAUUCCACGGGACGGGGUUAAAGCGCUACCUGCUGACAGUUAUGGCUGCGGCAGCCAAGGCCUUUAAGCACCCAAGCAUCCGAAACCCUGUCAGCUUGGUGGUGACUCGGCUAGUGAUCCUGGGGUCAGGCCAGGAAGGGCCCCAAGUGGGGCCGAGUGCAGCCCAGACCCUACGCAGCUUCUGCGCCUGGCAGCGGGGCCUCAACACCCCUGAGGACUCAGAUCCUGACCACUUUGACACAGCCAUUCUGUUCACCCGACAGGACCUGUGUGGCGUCUCUACUUGUGACACUCUGGGUAUGGCUGAUGUGGGCACAGUGUGUGAUCCGGCUCGGAGCUGUGCUAUUGUGGAGGAUGACGGACUCCAGUCAGCCUUCACUGCUGCUCACGAACUGGGCCAUGUCUUCAACAUGCUCCAUGAUAACUCCAAGCCAUGUGUUAAUCUGAAUGGGCAGGGGGGCUCCACUCGCCACGUCAUGGCUCCAGUUAUGGCUCACGUGGAUCCUGAAGAGCCUUGGUCCCCGUGCAGUGCCCGCUUCAUCACUGACUUCCUGGACAAUGGCUACGGGCACUGUCUCUUAGACAAACCAGAGGCUCCCCUGCAUCUGCCAGUGACUUUUCCUGGCAAGGACUACGAUGCGGACCGCCAGUGCCAACUGACCUUUGGGCCUGACUCACACCAUUGUCCACAGCUGCCACCACCCUGUGCUGCCCUCUGGUGCUCGGGCCACCUCAAUGGCCAUGCUAUGUGCCAGACUAAGCAUUCACCCUGGGCUGACGGUACUCCCUGCGGAUCCGCACAGGCCUGCAUGGGCGGCCGCUGUCUUCACGUGGACCAGCUAAAAGACUUCGAUAUUCCGCAGGCUGGGGGCUGGGGUCCCUGGGGACCGUGGGGUGACUGCUCUAGGAGCUGUGGGGGCGGUGUCCAGUUUUCCUCCCGGGACUGCACAAGGCCCGUCCCCCGGAACGGUGGCAAGUACUGCGAGGGUCGCCGCACCCGUUUCCGCUCCUGCAACACUGAGAACUGCCCAAGCGGCUCAGCAUUGACCUUCCGUGAGGAGCAGUGUGCUGCCUACAACCACAGGACAGACCUCUUCAAGAGCUUCCCAGGGCCCAUGGACUGGGUCCCACGCUACACAGGUGUAGCCCCGCGAGACCAGUGCAAACUCACCUGCCAGGCCCGGGCACUAGGUUACUACUAUGUACUGGAGCCACGGGUGGCAGACGGAACUCCGUGUUCCCCAGACAGCUCCUCGGUUUGUGUCCAGGGGCGCUGUAUCCAUGCUGGCUGUGACCGGAUUAUUGGAUCCAAAAAGAAGUUUGACAAGUGCAUGGUCUGCGGUGGGAAUGGUUCUAGCUGCAGCAAGCAGUCGGGCUCCUUCAGAAGAUUCAGGUACGGAUACAGUGAUGUGGUCACUAUCCCCGCCGGGGCCACCCAUAUUCUUGUACGGCAGCAAGGGGGUUCUGGCCCCAGGAGCAUCUACCUGGCCCUGAAGCUUCCAGAUGGUUCCUACGCCCUCAAUGGUGAAUACACGCUGAUGCCCUCCCCCACGGAUGUGACACUUCCUGGGGCAGUCAGUCUGCGCUAUAGCGGAGCCACGGCAGCCUCAGAGACACUGUCUGGACAUGGGCCUCUGGCCCAACCCUUGACGCUGCAAGUCCUGGUGGCUGGCAACCCACAGAACGCACGUCUGCGGUACAGCUUCUUCGUUCCCCGACCAGUUCCUUCAACACCACGCCCUCCUCCCCAAGACUGGCUGCACCGCCGGGCACAGAUUCUGGAGAUCAUUCGGAAGCGUCCCUGGGCUGGCAGGAAAUAACCUCACUCUCCCGGCUGCCCUUUUGGGGUGCCGGGGCCUCGGACUCAUCUGGGAGAAUGAGGAGGUUCUGCAGCUGCCUCAUGCUAAAACACAGCAGGGAAGUGCUGUAGAGGGCGAAAUCUGCCCUGCCUCUCUGCCCUAAACUGCAGGCUGGCCCUGCCCUGGCUUCCUGCCCUGGGAGGCAGUGAUGUGUAGGUGAAUGGAAAGGGGCUAGGAGACGCCCCCUAUCUAAACUGCCCCCUCUGCCCUGCAGGUCACAGGAGGGAGAGGGGAAGGCAGGAUGGGUCCUGGAUCCCAGUUGUAUUUAUUUAGUAUUUAUUCACUUUUAUUUAGCACCAGGGAAGGGGACUAGGGUCUUGGGGAAACUCAAGCCCCCACCCUAGCUAUGAAAUCCAGGGUGGUGGUAACAAAUAUAAGUGGUGUGUGUGUGUGUGUGUGUGUGUCUGUGUG